Molecule: messenger RNA, 3152 nt
Organism: Drosophila obscura
Lineage: Eukaryota; Metazoa; Arthropoda; Insecta; Diptera; Drosophilidae
Gene: dmt
Product: protein dalmatian
Exons: 3
Coding region: 195-2639 (814 amino acids)
Source: RefSeq, a predicted model, not a curated record
CUUUUAUCGAUGUUUCUCCUCCACUCCUAAUAGUUAUUCGCGGCAGCUGUACCAAAAAAAUAAACAGAAUAAAAAAAAUCGGUAAAUAAAUGGUUAUAAGGUCGAAUAAUCCAUACAUUUUGGCAGCCAAUGCGAUGGCAGGAACAAGCUGAAGUCGCACUUAAGCAAAAUACGCAGGAGUCACCUCCGGCACAAUGGCCGCCACGCCGACUACAAUGCCUCGCAUUCGAGGAUGCGUAAUUAAAAUAAAACGCAUUAAGUUCGACGAAGGCGUAAUAGAAAAGGGGAAGGAGCCAGUUGCUAUCCCAUCGCUUGCCUCUCCAGCCGAGGCAGACGCUGGAGCAUGCGACACGAGUGUUUUUGAGCCAGCUCGCAACUCCACGAUGUGCGUUGCCAAAACACAAACAAGGCAAAAGAUGAACGCCACGGCAGCGGAUUUAACAAACUCAAAUAUUUCACCAUUUCGCAUUCGGGUCAAGAGAUUGCGCCUGCCCAAUCCCGAGCCAGUGGAGACAGUGCAGCCUACAACUACAUCGACAGUUCAAUUUCGCGUCAAUAGAAUCCCCUUGACUAAGCCGGCAGAGACAGCGACAUCAGUGCAGGGCACAUCACCAGUUCGAGUUCGGAUCAAAAGACUCCCCCUGGCUCGGCCAGCGGAGACGACAACAUCCGCGCAAAGUACAACGACGCAGGGUGAGCGAGAGAAACGGUUCUUCCACAGAGAUCAGCCAGCGCCACGAUCACGGUCUUCCGUCACGCGCAAUGUCUAUGAGUUCCUCUCUCAAUCUCAGAUUGAAGAUGAUACAAAUCGCGAGGAUCCUGCUGCUGAUAUAAUCAAGAAAAUGGUAAAGGCCGGGAGGGCGUGCCUAAUGGUGCGCUCCAAAAAGGAUGGCAGACAACGCGCCAAGCCCAUCAAGAAGGUUAGGCCAGUGGGGAAAAGAAGGCAAUGCUCUCUAAAAAAUUUGGAAAAUGCAAAGCCGCAGGAGACUCCGAUAGAGAAACAUAUGCCUAUGACGGCGGCCUUGUCGCCGAUUCUCGAGCCCGACAAUGAUGAGGAUAGCAGUGAUGUUGAAGCACCCAACGCUGGACCAUUUCAAGUAUCAGUGAGGGUGCAUAGCCCUCCACAGGCACGCUUAUCUGUCCAACGAAAGGCAUCAAUGCACCACCCCAACACAUCCGUAGUCGAAGGCGCCUACAGUCAUUUGGCACGUUCAGUAUUGCUUAAUGAAACCAAGGCACACGAUCCACAAAACUCAAUUGAGAGACGCCGCCAACUGGUGAAUAUGGCGCGCAAAUUCGUGAGCACACCGCUGAGUCGUAAGAGCCCAAACAACAAUGUCACGGCAUCGGCGAUUUCCCCAAUUCCCCGACAGACUGUGCUGUCCAGUCCUUCAGGUGAUGGAGGGGCCUCACCCUGGCGAGUUUCUGACGAAUCAGCCAUGCCGAAUACAUUUGUAUUCGGUUUCAAUACAUCCCAGCUGCCAUCGUAUUCCAGCGAUCAUAUUCAACGCCGCCAGCAUGUCUAUGUGCCAGACGAAGCAGCAGAAGCAGUGCCAGAGGAAGAGGAACCAGUCGAACAGAAUCCAGUCAACGAUGAGUCAAUUUGUCCGGCCCUGAAUGAGCACAGUCUGGGAUCGAAUGUAAACGAUUCGAACGAGGAAAAUAUGCCGCCGCCAGCUAGUGCAAAUAAGACGCUGACAAAAUUCAAUGAUCAGGAGGAUGUGGAGAACAUUGAAAACGUUGUACAUUUGCCAAAUCCACGCCGGACGCUGCAGGAACGUGCUCCAUUGAAAGACAUCAACAUAUUGGAAGUGGUUACAUUGCCAUCGUGGAAGAAAAAUAUCCAAACAGCACCAAUAACGCCCACGAAAGCAACUCUCACUACACCAGCUAGGGCGAGUUCUCCGGCGAUUCAGUCUUUCGGAUUCGAUGAGUUCUUGGAGCAGGAAAAUAGUCCCAAACGCUGCACCAAUUCACCACUAAAAAGGAACAAGACGGUCCACAAACCAAGUAAAUCCGGAAAUCUGUUUGGCUUUGAGGAAUUCAUCGAAGAGGAUGAAUCUGCCGCGUGUAGCUCUCAAUCCGCCGCCAAUCAAAAUGUGACGUUGCACGAGAAACUCCAGCGACUGAAGCAGCUGCGGCCAACGGGCAAGGAACUGCCUCAGGUUUCCAACGCUCCGCUGAGCCGUGAAGUCGAUCAUUUUGGUGAGUUGCAGCCAAGACAGCGCGACAUUCGGGACGUGCUGUGCUCCACCAUGUUGGCCGACACGCCGAAACGGCAACCUGCACUGGCUGCAGACGAGUCGGCUGGAUUAUUCAGAGAUUCCGAACCCGAUCCGGAGACAACAUUUGACGAAAAGGCACACAGACGCACUUAUGUGAAGGAGAAACCCAAGCGCAGGCGAAAGCAACGUGUCCAAGUGCUGUACAUCGACAGUGGAUCGUCCGAGGACGAGGACGGGGAGAACGAGCCGGACUCGCGUGAUAACAGCAUCGAAUCUCCAAGGAAAAAAGGCCCAGGGCCGCCAAAAAAACGAUCACGAAAAGAUAUCGAGCACGAGGCUAAAAUGCAGCAGUAUAUCACCAGCUUCAACAAGGAGUGCGAGGAGGUGCAGAAGUUUCCACUCAUCAUUGAAUAGCCCAUUGGAUUAUUGUUUUUUAUUGUUUUUACUUCCCCCUUCCAUCGAAGGAACUUUAAGUUAAUGAAGUUAAUCUAGCUAACAAUAUCAGUUUUUCGUAUAGGAUUACACCUUCAUUCUGAUAGAGUGCAUUAAUUAUUAUGUAAUAUCCAUUCCAUGUAAAUAACCGGUCAAUAUUUUGACUAAUCUGUGUUCUAACGGAAACGCCCAUCUUUCAAAAAUAUAAAACUGAAUUCUGUUCACACAAGUCCAAUGCCAAGAAGCGAGAAAAUAUAAUUUUGUCCACAGUGUCAAACAGCAUUAGUGGCGAUUGUGAAACAAUAUUCUGAUUUACAUUAAAAAAUUAAUUGAAUUUUUUUUUUUAAAUAUAAAAAUAAUUUAUUUUGGACUUCUAACUUAAAUAUUUAAAAUUGGUUGCUAACAUAAGACUUAAUCAAUUCAGUCGCUAAUACUCGGAAAGUCUAUGUUGGAGAUCAACCCAACAUCCUUAUCACUUUUUAAAACAUAAAAUGA